AUGCCGUCCAGCCCCUUGGGAAGCCACUGGUGCUGCCUGAAUCUAUCGGAAAUCGCUGCCCCAGGUGUGGCUGCUUGCUGUCCACAGUUCGGGCUGGGGUUGUUGCUGCCUGAGCCAUCCAGGAAGCCACCAACUGCUGUCCAACAUGUCUUGCAACAUGGAAAAUCAGAGGAGCGGUCUUGUAUAAUCAGCAAGCUUUCAGGAGAAAUUGUGAAGAUGAGCCAGCAGAAAUUUGCUUCAAAUGUUAUUGAGAAAUGCUUGACAUACAGCAGUCCUGAGGAACGCCAGCUUCUAAUAAAUGAGAUGCUUGGUUCUACUGAAGAAAAUGAGCCCUUGCAGGCAAUGAUGAAGGAUCAGUUUGGAAACUAUGUAGUACAGAAGGUUCUGGAGACCUGUGAUGAUCGCAACCGAGAACUCAUAUUGUCACGCAUAAAAGUCCACUUGAAUACGCUUAAGAGGUAUACCUAUGGGAAGCAUAUUGUUGCACGUGUUGAGAAGUUGAUUGCAGCUGGAGAAAGAAGGAUCGGCUCUCCCUCAUCGGCAUGUAAUUCUUCCACCUGUUCUUCAACUUCUUCCAACGGGGCAGACGGGUCCCAGUCUUCGUCAGCUUCUAAUAAUUGA
Messenger RNA from Dendrobium catenatum, 621 nucleotides. RefSeq names its product pumilio homolog 4-like. The record is from RefSeq and is a predicted model, not a curated record. Lineage: Eukaryota; Viridiplantae; Streptophyta; Magnoliopsida; Asparagales; Orchidaceae. Gene Ontology annotation, molecular function: mRNA binding. Gene Ontology annotation, biological process: post-transcriptional regulation of gene expression. The coding region runs from base 1 to 621 and encodes 206 amino acids. The transcript has 5 exons. Gene Ontology annotation, cellular component: cytoplasm.